Messenger RNA from Rhagoletis pomonella (apple maggot), 7708 nucleotides. RefSeq names its product dedicator of cytokinesis protein 1 (gene mbc). The coding region runs from base 1 to 5952 and encodes 1983 amino acids. Gene Ontology annotation, cellular component: plasma membrane; cytoplasm. Gene Ontology annotation, biological process: small GTPase-mediated signal transduction; cell migration. NCBI's taxonomy places the organism in Eukaryota, Metazoa, Arthropoda, Insecta, Diptera, Tephritidae. The record is from RefSeq and is a predicted model, not a curated record. The transcript has 23 exons. Gene Ontology annotation, molecular function: guanyl-nucleotide exchange factor activity; small GTPase binding.
AUGGAAGCGAAGUGCAAUUUCGAUCAGGAAGAAAAGCCACACCGCUUGAGUCUCGAUGUAGGCGAUACGGUUGUAGUACUAAAGGAGACAACACAUUGGUAUUAUGGCUAUAAGCAGAGACAUAAAGAUCAGCGCGGCAUAUUUCCGAAAUCCUACAUACAUUUGUGCGAUUACACAAUCAUCAACGGCGAGUACUGUAUCAAGCGUACGGAGAUCGUUGAGGAAAUCACCAAAGUUCUAUUGGAGUGGGGUUCCAUAUUGAAGCAGUAUUUUUUGGUCACUCAUCGCGACUUCAAUUCUAUACGCACAAAAAUGAGCGAGUUAAAUAAUAAUCGCGCAUUGCUCAUAUCGGGAAAUUUGCCACUUGACGAGAUGCGAAAAGUGAAGCUGAUGGCCACAUCGCAAAUCGACACAGGAAACAGUCUGUUGGGCUUGGAUAUGGUGGUGCGCGACGAGAAUGGCGACAUACUGGAUACAAAUACGAUAUGCACAACAGAAUUGUAUGAGCAUCAUAUGAAUGCGGUGAACCGCAUUAUUAAAGCGAAUCGCCCGCAAACUAUUCAACGUUCCCCGCGUCCCCUCAACAAAUACUCGCACAAUAUCCUGCUGCAUGUAAACGCAUUCGUCUGCAAGUUCCAAGAGGACUCAGACCUCCUCUUCACACUAUUCGACGGCGAAUCACAUAAGCCGAUAAGCGAAAAUUAUGUUGUGAAAUGGUCGCGUACGGGCAUCGCACGCGACAUCGAUCAAUUCGACAAUAAUCGCGUACUAUUCACAGAUCUCAGCAAAAACGAUCUGAGUAUCUCGAAAAUGUACCUCGUCUGCUAUGCGAUACGCAUAGGUGCCAUGGAAAUGAAGGAGAACGAUUCGAAGCGCGCCAGCAUAACCACUGCCAUGUUGACACCCUCAAGCAAGAAACACUCGCAACUUUCGAUAAGUUCGAGUGGCUCGUUCAACAACACUGAGUACAUAAUGCGGCGUCCAUUUGGUGUCGCCUGCAAAGAUCUCACACCGAUACUGCAUAAACCGGAGGAUUUUCGUGGCAAUUUGGAUUUGCCGUUUAUGCUGUGCGAGAAGGAUACGCUGGAUGGGACGCUGCGCAAGCUGAUCGCCAACAAGGAUAUUGGCAAGAUCGACUCCAAAAUGGCGGUUACCAUUGAGGUGUUGCAGGGCGACAUCAAGCAAAUUAAGGAGGAUUUUCCGCGACUACUGCACACAAAUGUGCCGCUGGCGCGCAAAAUGGGCUUUCCCGAGGUUAUAUUACCUGGCGAUGUGCGCAAUGAUCUGUAUUUAACAAUAUGCGGUGGGGAAUUCGCGCGCAUUGCGAAGACCUCGGAGAAGAAUGUCGAAGUGACGGUGUAUGUGUGCAAUGAACAGGGGCAGGUUGUGCCUGGCGUGAUGAGCAUUGGCGCGGGACAUCCACCCAUUGACGAGUACAAGUCGGUGGUGUACUAUCACGACGAUAAGCCCAAGUGGCUGGAAACAUUCAAGAUACAUGUGCCUAUUGACGAAUUCAAGCAGUGUCAUUUGAAAUUCCUCUUCAAACAUCGAAGCUCCAACGAGCAAAAGGACAAAUCCGAGAAGCCAUUCGGGCUGUCGUAUGUGAAAUUAAUGCAGGACAAUGGCACGACGAUAUUGCAAGGACAACACAAUCUGGCUGUGUACAAGAUCGAUCACAAAAAGUAUGAUAAGAAUAACGCCAAUAUUUACAUGGACUUACCCUCAACGCUUGGUGAAUUGCUGGGCACCAAGCCGUCGCUGGGCGGUCUAGCCUUGCUGCCCAAAGAUCAGCUGGCAAUUUGCGUUAAUCUAUGCAGCACGAAAUUGACACAAAGCGUGAGUCUACUUGGUUUGCUCAAUUGGUCGGCGCACAAAGAAACGCUGGAGGAGUCACUGAACGCCUUAUCAAAUGUGCCCGGCGAGGAGGUGGUGAAAUUUCUGCAAGACAUACUCGAUGCCUUAUUCAACAUUUUGGUUGAAAAUGACGAUCCUGCACGUUACGAUCAGCUGGUUUUCAUGAGUAUUAUACAUCUUAUUGAGACAGUAUCCGAUCUAAAAUAUCAACAUUUUCUCACCGUUUUGGAUGUGUACAUAAAUGAGAGCUUUUCAGCGACGCUGGCCUAUGACAAACUAAUUGAUGUGCUGCAACGUAAUAUCAGAGAAGCCAUUGAGCCCAUUGAAAAGUCUGCAGAUGGUAUUGAAAUUGAGGAGCGCGUGGAGGUGAAACGGCUUUACAAGACCACCAGAUAUUUGCAUUAUGUUAUGAAAUUCGUCAUACGUUCACGUGUGCUCUUCGCGGCGAUCAACGGCAACUCGGAUUACGAUGAUUUUGCAAAUAAACUGCAUGAACUACUGGAGAUGUUCAUAAAAAUGAUUGCCUGCCCCACGGAUUUGUUAAAAUCUGAGGGAGCGCUGCUGAAAAACUUGCACAUCAUUGCCACUGAUUUAAUGAUGGUAUUCGACGAGGUGCGCUUAAGCAAUGUGAUUGUCAAUAUUUUGCGUCAGUUUCCGCCACGCCGCUUGACCCAGUCGAAAAUGGGUUGCAUCAAGGACUUUGUGGAUUCCAAAUUGUUCCUUUCGCCCGAUUGUCGCGCCGUUCUGCUACCCGUCUUUUGCAAUCACAUUAAGGACCGCAUUGAGAGCAAAGAAGAGGGCGACUCGAAAUCCGAUAUAUGGCAACAAGAAAAGAAUCUCUCGAAAGCAGCAAAAGUCCUCGGACAAUUAAAAUCACACCUGCACACACGUGAAACAACUGCCAAACAAAAGGUCAACGAAUGUAUUAUCAUAAUGAACAAUAUUCUACGCCUUUUGUACCGCAAGGACAUUGGCAAGACGCACAACGAUGUGCGUGACAUAAUGCUUAUUCUACUGCGCACCAUCAUCAAGACUUCACACGCACUCGAUCGCGAAAACCAACUAGUCGGCAAUCUGGUGGCCAUCAUGUUGGGCAUCCUGCAGCGCAUGGAUGCCGCACACUACGAUAUCUUCGUUAAGCAUCUGAACAAUCGUUUUGAGCUGCAAGAUUUCAUCAUUGAAAUACUUUUAGUAUUCGAAGAACUCGUAUCGCCACAUCAGAAGCCCGUUUUCUCACGCGAUUGGAUGGAUAUGAUAAUGCACCAAAAUACGGUUAUACUGCGCUCGUUGCAACACAUUUCCGUAGUCAUCAUCGAUCACUUUUUCGAUCCCUUCGAGAAGCAAGUGUGGUCGAAUUUCUUCCAGUGCUCCAUAGCAUUCCUUAUCCAGUCGCCGUUGCAGUUAAACGACUUCAAUGACAACAAACGGCAAGUCAUCUUCGCUCGGUACCGCGACAUACGCAAGGACACCGCGCAGGAGAUACGUAAGAUGUGGUUCCAGUUGGGCGAGCACAAGCCGAAAUUCGUACCCCAGCUGGUUGAGCCGAUACUCGAAAUGAGCAUGAUACCAGAGGUGGAGCUGCGUAAAGCGACCAUACCCAUCUUUUUCGAUAUGAUGCAGUGUGAGUAUUAUAGCUCGAAAAUGCUGCCCAACAGCUAUGGCGAUACGAAGCGCAAUCAUUUGCAUUACAAGGCGAACUUUAACGAAUUCGAAACGGAAAUGAUCGAAAAAUUGGAUAUACUGAUUGGUGCAGGCAAAGGAGACGCCGACUACAAGGACCUCUUUCAAUGCAUUAUGAUGGAGAAGUGUCAGGCGCACAAUAUACUUAAUAUCGAGGGCACAAAAUUUGUGAAUAUGGUGACAAAGCUUAUUGAACGCCUACUCGAGUAUCGCUGCAUCAUACAGGACGAGAGCAAGGAGAAUCGCAUGGCUUGUACAUUCUCGCUGCUGCAAUUCUACUCGCAGGUGAAUCGCAAAGAGAUGUACAUACGAUACGUGUACAAGCUUUGCGACCUGCAUAUGGAGUUCAACAACUACACUGAGGCCGCUUUCACACUGAAACUGCACACAGAGUUGUUGCAAUGGAACGACACAGAAUUGUCGCCCCUCUUGCGCUCCCAUCGGCAUAUGGCGUGUCGCACGCAUCGCGAACUCAAAGAGGCGCUCUACUAUGAAAUCAUAGACUACUUCGAUAGGGGACACAUGUUCGAGUGUGCCAUCGAUAUGUGCAAAGUGCUGGCACAAGAAUAUGAGAAUGAGAUCUAUGACUAUUUGAAAUUGGCGAAAAUGCUAGCAAAGAUGGCUCAGUUCUAUGAGAAAAUAUUGAAUGAGCUGCGCCACACAUCAGAAUAUUUCCGUGUUUGCUUCUAUGGUCUGGGCUUUCCACGUUUCCUCCAAAAUAAGGCAUUCAUAUUUCGGGGUGAGGAAUAUGAGCGUUUGAGUGACUUCUGUUCGCGCAUUUUGGUGCAGCAUCCACAAGCAGAACUCAUGCAGACUCUAGAGGCGCCAGGUGAGGAUAUCACACAAGCGGACGGUCAAUUCAUACAAGUGAAUAAGGUGGAGCCGCUGAUGAAUGAGAAUUUCAUAAAAUUCGAAGGAAAGAUGGUAUCAAGCAAAAUUGUCAACUAUUUUACAUCGAAUAAUGUGCAAAAAUUCCAAUUCUCACGUCCCUAUCGCGAAAGCAACGGCUGUGGCGUGGAUGAUGUGCGUAGCCUCUGGUUGGAAAGAACAGUGAUGACCACAAGUUAUCCGCUGCCAGGCAUAUUGCGCUGGUUUCCACUUGCAGACACGAAAAAAUUCAAGAUAUCACCCCUCGCUUUGGCUAUUGAAACAAUGAAGAAGACCAAUAAGGAUAUACGCGACCUGAUUAUUGAGCACAGGAAUGAUGAAACAUUGGCCAUAAAUCCGCUUAGCAUGAAAAUCAAUGGCAUUGUCGACCCAGCAGUCAUGGGUGGCUUUAACAAGUAUGAGGAUGCCUUCUUGACAUCUGAUUAUUUGGAUGAACACCCCGAGGAGAAACAUCUAGUGGAGGAAUUAAAAGACUUAAUCGCCUCGCAGAUACCACUACUCGAAAUUGCCAUAACAUUGCACAAACACAAGGCCCCCGAAAGCUUAAAACUCUUCCAUGAACGUAUGGAGCAAUGCUUCGCUGAUAUGCAGGCGAGUGUAGAAAACAAAUAUGGCAAGAAGACCUGUGACUUGAAGCUAGAUCGCGAGUCGGUGAUUAUGCGUCGCAAUGGCUCCUUCCUACCUGGCAUGUUCGAGGGCAAUAAUCGCUUAUCGGAAACGAGCAUGGGCUCGUCAGAUAGCGGCUUGUCGAAAUCUACUUCCUCGACACGUCCACAAACCAGUUCGAUAAAAUCAACAUUCGCGAGUUUCAAUUUCAACCCCAGACCUAGCCUCGGCCAUUCGCCCAGCACAAAAAGCAAGUCUAAAGAGAAAACGCCCUCAAAACGGCGCUCAAUGAAAAAGUUGGAUCGUGAAACGCUGAGCCUACCAGUUGCCAAUAGUCAGUGGUAUAUGUCACCACUGACAACAAUAACGGCAACACCCGAACGGGAGUCAAUUACAUCGAUUGCAUCAAUAACAAGCGCCUCCAAUUCCUCUUUAACAGCUAAAUCACCAGAUCCGAAAGUGUUGACGCAAGAGUUAACCACAAAGCGACCAUUGCGUUCUGAGAAGGAAAAGGAACGACGUUUGUCACGCCCUGCCAGCAUCGCCACACCGACUACUGGCAUGAAAGGUUUCUCCGGUACUGAUGCGCAUUCAUUGUCGGGUGCGGAUAGCAGCAAUCGUAAUUCUGUUGAUACAACAGAUUCUACUUCGGAGGAGGACCUAAUACCACCCCCACUACCAGCCAAAACUCGCGAUUCAACCGAUUUUAGCAGUUUUAACUACAGUAUUGAUUGGAAUCCCAAUUGUUUCCCUUUGACUCCAGUUAGUCCCAGCACAAUCACCACCAGCACUACUACCGUACAACACACCAGUAUUACAAACAGUGCGUACGAAUAUGUUGAGGCCAGAAAUUUCGUGCUCGCCGAAAAACGGCCACCUACGCCACCGCCAAAACCCUCGCGCAAUAGCAAACACAUUCCAUAAUUCCGGUGUAGUAGAGAGUGGGAAAAUUGCUAAAAUAAUGAACAAGAACGAUUAGUAAAGAAGUAAUAAACGCUGUGAAAGUGAAGCCAUACAAAAAAAUUGAUAUUUGAGUGCGUACAGUGGAUGUGUGAUUAUAUGAUUAUGCAACUAGUAAAUGGUCAGUUCGACAUACGCACGUGAGCUGAAGGAAUUGAUGUGUAACCGCAGCAAUAAUAACAAAUAAGUGCCAAAAAAUAUAAUAAGAAAAAUAACGAAAAUUGCGAGGAUAGAAUAAAUUUCUGUCGCAGCUUAGGAAAAGCGGGGCGGGGAGAAGAGUGUAUCGCCAGCAUUUUGCCGAGUACACAAUUAUUAGAACGAUACGAACACGCAUACCGAUGAUAGCAGCAAUAUUUAUAUAUGCAGUACUUUAAUGCAAUGAUUGAUAUUAAGUAGAAAGUUUAGAGAGAGUAGUAGAAGUUUUAUUUGACAUAUUCGUGGUACCAAUGAAACGCGUAAGCAGUCAAAUUGUAAACUGACACGUUUACUAGUAUAACAUAUUCGCUUGCGAAUAUCAUCGGUAUUAGCUAACUAAUUAUUCAAUAAUAACUAUUGGUCUUCCUAAAUUAUUAAGUAUACGCAUACAAGCGCAAUCAUGUGUUUCUUGUAAACCCAUAUACCUUUUAAUUAAAAUUUUAGUUAAGGUUAUUUCAAUUAAUGAUGUUCAUCUACAAAAGUAUUGAUGCAAUUAUAUAUAUGUAGUAGUUAAUACUUCUUUAGUUUAAGUAUGACGACCUCCACAAGCCAAUUAACGGUUUCGAAGAACAUACUUCAACUGAAUUUAUUGCAGCAUGAUUCAGUUUUCGUGUGAAACAAAAAAAAAAAUGUUAAAACUUAUUUUUAAAUAGAGAAGGUAAAACUUUUAACAUAAAAUAAACAAGAAAAUGCAAUGAACUUGUUGCCGCACAAAAAAAUGUUGAACGGAAAUACCUGCACUUACAUACAUACGUACAUAAAAACACCGAUUGAUUUGUUAUUUCUUAUGAGAGAAGUGCCACGCAUUAAUUAAAUUUUUUGACAUUGUAAACAAACACUAUUUAUACAAGUGCAUCUAUUUACACAUACUUUUAAAUUUUAUAAGAUUUAAAAAAUAAAUAUUCUAAUUAUAAAGCAAACAACAAAUCUUACUAAAUAAGCGCACAAGUGCAAAUCUGCAUACGUACAUACAUAUUUUCAAUUAAUAUUGUAAAAUAUAAAUUUUGAAAAAUUUCGUUUUUAUACACACAAAUGUAUGUAUGUUUAGCAAAAUAUGAAUUAGCUUAAGUUGAAGUUUUACAUAUGUAAGUGCAUACCUAUACACGAUUUUUAGGACAUUGUGUUUUUUCUACAAAAACAUUUACAAUGGCAUAAAAUUUACAAUUUUUUAUAAAACAAAACAAUAUAGACAGGAAACAAUCAAGCAGGCCGCAAUCGUUGGUCAUGUUAAAUAUUUUUGAAGUAUUUUGCACAGAAAUGCAAUCGAUUAUGUUGCCUUAUCUACAUACAUUCAAUCAGUUUUAAUUUAUCGUAAUUAUUCGCUAAAUAAUAUUUCAUUUGUAGUACCUAAUGCACACCGUACUCAAAUAUGUUGAGUAAAAAGAAAUAUUUUAAGUUUAUUUUAUUUGUCAAUUUUGCAACGACAACUCAAGUAUAUACAUAGGCCUUAUCUUUGUUUAAUGUAAAUUUUUUUAAUUUAUAUGUUCACCAAAGAUUUAUUAAAUUUAAAUAAAACGACAAGUCA